GAAUUUUCACUUCUCCGUGUCGUCCAGACCGAGUUUGGUGCCUACCCAGCCUCCUAUCCAAUGGGUACUGGGGAUUCUUUCUCCGGGGCUAAAGCAACUGAAGCAUGAAGCUGACCACUUUCUUCCAACUGCUGUGGAGGUCAAGAAAAUUGCAGCUUGCUAGAUCCUGGAGGCUGGAGAAGACCACAAGGGGUGAGGGGUCCAUGUGAUUGUACUGAACCAGGCAAGUGGUAGUGUGAUGGCCCAGCAUAAGUUUGAUACAUACUCACCACACGAAGACGAAGCCAUGGCACUCAUUCUGAACAUGGUUUCUGAUGGCACAGUCGUCAUAUUUGCCAUAAAGACUGGAAUAUGUGGAUGCGGCUACCUGAAGAUUGGAAAGGCAGACAGUGUGUGAUUCCAGACAUGUCUCGGACAUACCAUUUCAGUGCUUCAGGUCUGAACAUGAAUUCCUACUUCCAAGACGUCUACUUCACGAAACAUUCUUUCAACAUAAACAAGAACGUUUAUGAAGAGAUAAUUGUGGACAUGAUCAAGAGAGGUCUUGUUUUGGAUCACAGUAAAUCACCAUGUGAGAACUUCAUACCAGACAAAAAGUGCUUCAAGAUCUGCGACCUUGAUGUUCGAGGUUAUCACAAGAGUACAUGGAGGCUGCACAUAAAGGGCAGUGAAAUGCUUGUCGUUGGAGUGCCGUACUCAGAGUAUUCAAAAUUCAAACCAUCGAAUGUCACUCCUGUUUAUUUGGAAGAGAAGACUAAUGUCAGAUAGCAGAAGGUAACAGCAUUUAGAAGAUUCUUGGAUCCCACAUUGCCGUGAAGAUGAGCGAUCUGUGACACAGAGACCUUAAUUUGAAGAUAGGACAUUAUUUUACGGCUUUACCAUUUUGCCUGUGCCAGUUCGUUAUGAGAAACUGUAAAGAACUGUUCUUCUUAAGAUGCCAGAACUGUGUCGUAUAUUUCUGCUCUCCGUGAUAUGUGACAGUAAAAGGGGAGUGUACAUUGUGAAUGUGUACCAGAAUGAAAAUAUUAUUGUAGAUCCAUAGAAAGAAGUAGGUAUACCAUCUGAGUUGGAGUUACCAAUUUACAAGUACAGUAAAUUCCUGUUUGUCUGCUAUCCAGGCAUCCAGGAUUUUCAUUCAGCUGGCAAAAAUUUCUAAGAGAAUUAUAAAGUCAUUAAAAUAAUUAUGAGUGUAUUUUCACUCACUAUACACUAGUCCUCCCAGCUUCCACUAGCAGCACUACCCAUUAUGCAGAUACCAUUUCAGCAGAGGCUAGUUGAACUUUUGAUCUUGUGAAUUCAAAAUUCUUUCACCUGUCAAUCUGCAUUGUUAUAUAGGAAUAGUCCUUGCAAGAACUAAAGCAAGAAUGUGAUAUUUUCGAUAUAAAUUAGGUUUCUGCAAGAACUUUUCUCAUGAAAACUGCAGAUUCAUGUAACUGGCAGACCCAAUUCUCUAUACUUGUCAAGUAAUUGUGGUUUACUGUAGUAAUUAAUAGGAUAGCUUCAUCUUCAGUAUAAAGGAAAACAUAGUCAUGUGUUGGGUAUGUUACGCGACAACUGCACGCCGUUCUGGAUCUAGUGAAUUUAUUGCACGUUUGCUCUUACAUUUACAUAAUUUACAGUUUCACAACUACUGCCAUCGGCAGUAUCACAAUUACUUCUGUUGUGGCCACUGGCGUUCAAUCGAUACGACUCAACUCAUAGUGGAUACUAGACAUAUAAAGGCAAGCAAUGCAA
This is a messenger RNA of Cryptotermes secundus, 1734 nucleotides long. RefSeq names its product protein O-linked-mannose beta-1,2-N-acetylglucosaminyltransferase 1-like. The transcript has 6 exons. Gene Ontology annotation, molecular function: beta-1,3-galactosyl-O-glycosyl-glycoprotein beta-1,3-N-acetylglucosaminyltransferase activity. Gene Ontology annotation, biological process: protein O-linked glycosylation via N-acetylgalactosamine. The coding region runs from base 352 to 768 and encodes 138 amino acids. NCBI's taxonomy places the organism in Eukaryota, Metazoa, Arthropoda, Insecta, Blattodea, Kalotermitidae. The record is from RefSeq and is a predicted model, not a curated record. Gene Ontology annotation, cellular component: Golgi membrane.